Stomoxys calcitrans (stable fly) is the source of this 654-nucleotide messenger RNA. RefSeq lists its product as uncharacterized. The coding region runs from base 156 to 575 and encodes 139 amino acids. NCBI's taxonomy places the organism in Eukaryota, Metazoa, Arthropoda, Insecta, Diptera, Muscidae. The record is from RefSeq and is a predicted model, not a curated record. The transcript has 2 exons.
UUUUGAACUUUCAAUCAACUCUAAUGCUUUUCAUGCCAAAAUCGAAUGCUUUCCAAUAUAAAUAAUUUCUAAAUUCUAACAAGAAGUAGUCGUGCUUACAACUCUCUGCCUAAAACAUCCUUAACUGUUUUUCGUUUCUUAUUCGAUAGUCUACAAUGUUUAAAUUCAUUUGUUUGCUUGUUGUUCUUAUCGCAUCUACGGCAAUGGCUGAAGUGGAUUUUAACAACCCCACCCAGUUCUCCUAUUGGUGUCCAUUUGGAAGCAUUGGUCCCGCGUCCGGGAAUGGCAUUGAAUCCGAACAGGCCCAACAGAUCUUGAGUGCAGUUUUAGAGAAUAUUUCGAAAAUUGAUGAAAAUCAAUAUAGAAUUGAUCAAAUCAAUACGGCCUUUAAGUGCUCAUAUAACACUGACUUGCACGAAUUCAACGCCAAUCUUUUAGAUAAGAAUGACCAAAGCAAAUCAUGCGUUCUACAGAUAUAUAAAAACUAUGAAAAAACAGGCAAUGGCUCAACGACGGAUACUAUUAUAGCCUGUGACAAUGAUCCACAAUAUUUCAAGUCUUAUACUGAUGUAUAAAAUUGAAGCAACUUUGUCAUAAUUGGAUCAACAAUAAAACAAACGAAUGCAAGAUGUUGAGGAAAGAUGAAAAAUUAAA